AAUUUCGAGAAUCGCCUCGCUUUUAAAAAUAAGUCCGAAGAGUGGCCAUGUUGUCAUCGCAGCAGCCCUACAUAAGGCGUGGAUGCACGCCGUCCUCAAUUGCCCUGAAGAUUGGUUUACCUGUCUUGGUUGUACUCGUUAUUAUCAUCGUGGUGCUGUUUGCUGGAGUCUCGUGGGGUGAUCGAGAUCACAAGCCUCCUGAAGUAGUGAACCUCACACUGGUGUCAGCGGAAAACGGAACGUUUACCGUGUCUUGGGAGAAGCCUGAAGGUAUCGUCGACCAGUAUUGGGUCCGAGUUAGCGCUGUUGCCGCCAGUGGCAUCGACGAUGGUAACGGAGAGCGCAGGGCUGGACUCUGCUCCAAUGGCACAAUCCUCAUGCCCGAUGUUACGCAGCUGACGUGUGGUGGCGUUGCACCGUGUACGAACCUUACUGUCACAGUGCACGUUCUCAACUUUCCCCGCCGGAGCAGUUCUACUAGCAGUUCCGAUGGCGUACGACUGCCCAUCUUCUUUCCGGGAUACGCUCCGGACCCUCCGAGCAACAUCUCCUUCUACAAAUACAAAUCGGAACCAAUGGAAACCCAAAUAUUCUGGGACUCGGUGCCUUCCCGUUCAGGAGACGUGGUCCUGUACGACGUCAGACUGUGUGACGCGUCGGGACCCUGCGACAGCGUCAACCCCGGUGAAUAUAUUUAA
This is a messenger RNA of Rhipicephalus microplus (southern cattle tick), 698 nucleotides long. RefSeq lists its product as uncharacterized. Lineage: Eukaryota; Metazoa; Arthropoda; Arachnida; Ixodida; Ixodidae. Gene Ontology annotation, molecular function: protein binding. The record is from RefSeq and is a predicted model, not a curated record.